Messenger RNA from Gloeophyllum trabeum ATCC 11539, 934 nucleotides. RefSeq lists its product as uncharacterized. The transcript is spliced from 11 exons. NCBI's taxonomy places the organism in Eukaryota, Fungi, Basidiomycota, Agaricomycetes, Gloeophyllales, Gloeophyllaceae. The record is from RefSeq and is a predicted model, not a curated record. The coding region runs from base 16 to 744 and encodes 242 amino acids.
UUGGAACCUGCGACCAUGACUUCAGAGAACACCGUAAUUCGAGAGGUAGCGAAGAACGUGUGGACGUUCUCAUGCCCAUUCUCUCGAUUCAACCUCGUCCCAUUCGGCGGGCGCUCGACAGCUAUCAAGCUCGCGAGCGGCGACGUCUGGGUCCUCGCAUCGACGCCGCUGAACGACGCGACGAAGAGCAAGCUCCAGGAGCUGGGGCCGGUCAAGUAUAUCGUCGGCGCGGAUGCGGUGCAUACGCUCUACCUCGGCGAGUUCAAGAGAGCAUAUCCCAACGCCAAGCUUGUUGCUGUGCAAGAAGCUAUCAAGAAGAAGCAGAACGAAGGGCUAAUGUUCGACGGCGCAUGGGGCGCCGACCCGGCUGGAACCGAGUACGGCUUCGAAAGCGACAUCCAACACUGCUACUUCUCGGGGUUCAAGAACAAAGACGUAGCAUUCUUCCACCCUGCAUCUAAGACCCUCAUCGAAGCCGACCUCCUAUUCAACCUGCCGUGUAACGAGCAGUACUCUAAGACGAGCUCCUCGGGCAAGGUGCCCUUCUUCGGCACGCUGAACCCGUACAUGUACAUGCACAAACGCUUUGCAUGGAUGAUGGGCGCGGACAAGGAGGCGAUGAAGCGAGACGUGAAGACCGUCGCGGGCUGGGAUUUUGAGAGGAUCAUUCCGUGCCAUGGGGACGUCAUUGAGGAAAACGGGAAUAAAGCGUGGAGGGAGGCGUAUAAGUGGUACAUCGACUGAGGAUCGACUGGUGGGCACAGUUGAAGUAGGGGUGAAGAUAAAGAUGGAAGAUGGGUGGGGAUGGGGGUGUAGGUUGUCUGUAUGGGUUGAUAGUGCAUCCGCGUGUCGGGUCAAUGAUGUACUGUAUCGUUACUGUGUGUGUGUACUAUAGCUUCCGUAUCGCAAUUUGCGCAGCUCGCAAUUUUUGCAU